AUGCCAUUUUCGCUUGCUGGAACAGAAUUGACGGUGCAGUCCGUUCUACUCGUCUCGGAUUCCGACGAGGAGGGCGACGAGGGACAACAGGGUAACCAGCAACGACGACGAGAGCGACGGCGUCGCAAGGCGCAGGGGGAGGAUGCAGGCUCCGCGGAAAUAACGAAUCCGGAACGUCAGGCGGAGCUGCACGGGCGGAAGAACCACGCGGAAGGAGCGGGUGACGGUCAGCGGCGCGGUCCGUUAGAUUCUUCGCGAGAAGGGGGCGAGCUUGCGAGAAGUUACAGCGUUGACUCUGUUGACUCCGUUGACUCGCUUGACCGCGACGGAUCUAUCUGCUCGCCUCGCUCCGUUGACUCACUUGACCUUGCCUCCCCUCGUUCCGUUGACUCCGCUGAACCGCACGAUUCUGCUAAUCUCCCCGUCUCCGCGCAUCCCGCGGCUAAGCGCAAGUCCAAGGCGCGCCACAGGCGGAAGGGCUCGCGCGGAUCGUCGCGCCUCAGCCGGUCUGUUUGCGCCACUUCCGCCGACGGGCGCGUCGCUCCCGCCGACGCUGACGUGGCCGCCUCGACGAGCGCAAAUGGACACGUCACCGCUGCAGCGCUGGCAGCCGCCCACGCCAGGUCAGCUGGAGAACUAUCAUUGGGAGAAGACGGGGCGCUGCGAGAAAGAAGGAGCAUGGGGGGAGGAAUGGGCAUGGGGGGGCUUGGGGAAUCAGGCGGAGGGAUGGGCAUGGGGGGGCUUGGGGAAUUAGGCGGAGGGAUGGGCAUGGGGGGGCUUGGGGAAUUAGGCGGAGGGAUGGGCAUGGGGGGGCUUGGGGAAUUAGGCGGAGGGAUGGGCAUGGGGGGGCUUGGGGAAUUAGGCGGAGGGAUGGGCAUGGGGGGGCUUGGGGAAUUAGGCGGAGGGAUGGGCAUGGGGGGGCUUGGGGAAUUAGGCGGAGGGAUGGGCAUGGGGGGGCUUGGGGAAUUAGGCGGAGGGAUGGGCAUGGGGGGGCUUGGGGAAUUAGGCGGAGGGAUGGGCAUGGGGGGGCUUGGGGAAUUAGGCGGAGGGAUGGGCAUGGGGGGGCUUGGGGAAUUAGGCGGAGGGAUGGGCAUGGGGGGGCUUGGGGAAUUAGGCGGAGGGAUGGGCAUGGGGGGGCUUGGGGAAUUAGGCGGAGGGAUGGGCAUGGGGGGGCUUGGGGAAUUAGGCGGAGGGAUGGGCAUGGGGGGGCUUGGGGAAUUAGGCGGAGGGAUGGGGAGGGGAAGGGGGGGGGUAGCAAGUGCGGGAGCAGCAGUGCCUCCUGUGAAACUGCCUGGGCCUGGUGGGGGACGCAUGGGUAUAGGGGGGAAAAUCGGGGGCUCCGGGGGGAAUGAGACCGGGGGAGGCAUUGGCGGAAGCAUGGGGGCGCCUUGGGUUGUCCUGGGCAGCAGGGAAAUCACCGAAGCUGCUUCCGUGGCUCCAUUCCAUACCUCCGGCGCUGCUAUGGCGACUGCCGAGGCUGCUUCCGAGGCUGCUGCCGAAGCUGCAGCCUCGUUACAGCCAGGGUCCCCUGUGAGACUACAGAGAGUGCUGGCUGCUGUGUCCCGCGCAUUAGACAGGGCCAGUGAGGAGGCAGCAGCAGGGAGGGAGGGUCCUUCAGGGGUAGAGGUGAAUGGUGAGUCAACUCAAAACACACCUGAUGUGUCGCGCGCACUAGAUAAGGCCAGUGAGGAGGCAGCAGCAGGGAGGGAGGGCAGUGCGGAGGCUACUUCCGAUGCUGCUGUGGGCAUGCGAGAAGCGCACGCAGAGACGCCUGAGAGGGAAGAGGCGGCAUUAGGGAACACGGAUGAGGAGGGAGAGUGGGGUGCGGGAAGUGAAGUGCGGAUGAGGGCGGUGCACGUGAGGGCGGUGCACGUGAGGGCGGUGCACGUGAGGGUGGUGCACGUGAGGGCGGUGCACGUGAGGGGGGUGCAAGUGAGGGGUGGCAUCAGCAUCGAGUUCCACGUUAUCAGGCAUGGGGAGUCAACCCAGUCGCCUGCCCUCAUAGCCGGUCGCUCCCCAGCUGCCCAUCUCACCCCCACGGGGGUGCAACAAGCUGUGUCACUGGGGACCUUCCUGCGCCGCUACUUGAGGCUUCAGUGGGAUGAGGUUUUCUGCUCGCCCAUCCCGCGCGCUACACACACUGCUCGGCUAGUCUGCCAGGAGCUAGGCUUUCCAACCAGCCGCAUACAGGAAGCCGCAGAGCUUCAGGAGAUGAGCGCGGGCCACUGGGAGGGCAAGCCCCGGGCAGAAUUCUUUUCUUCCGACGCUGCCCUGGCGUGGAUGACCGCCUCCCAGCCCGACUUCUGCUACCCGGGUGGUGAAUCGCAGCGCCAGGUGGAGUAUCGAAUGGUGAGCUUCUUGAAUCGCCUCGCCACCAACCACGCCACCCGACUCAUGUCAACCAAAUCUAGUGCUUCGGCUCAAGAGGAGGGCGGCAAGAGCACGGCCAAGUGCCACAUCGGCAUAUUCUCGCACUGCGCGUCGAUUAAAUGCCUGUUACGGGGCUUGAUGGGGUCGAGCCCUCACAUGACCCACAAGAUAGUAGUGGAUCACACUUCAAGUACGGUGGCUUUCUCGCCGGCUACAGGUUGGAGGCUAGUGCGUGUGAAUGAUGUUUCCCACUUGCUUGUGGCACAGGGGCCUAUAGCCCCUUAG
This is a messenger RNA of Closterium sp. Yama58-4, 2655 nucleotides long. The record is from the annotation of a GenBank genome assembly. NCBI's taxonomy places the organism in Eukaryota, Viridiplantae, Streptophyta, Zygnematophyceae, Desmidiales, Closteriaceae.